Thrips palmi is the source of this 726-nucleotide messenger RNA. RefSeq lists its product as uncharacterized. The transcript is spliced from 5 exons. The coding region runs from base 100 to 726 and encodes 208 amino acids. Lineage: Eukaryota; Metazoa; Arthropoda; Insecta; Thysanoptera; Thripidae. The record is from RefSeq and is a predicted model, not a curated record.
GUGAGUAAUGUUUUGGGAAAGAAGUUGGGAGAAGUGAUUAGAGUCCCUUACGAAUCUGGAGAUUUGUUUGAGUUUUCUUACUGCGGCACGGUUGUCAUCAUGGGUUGCGGCAAAACAGAUGAAGCAGCUAUAUCCAAUGCCAAGGAGUACGCGAAGAGAUUAAUGAAGAUCCAUGAUGGAGAGGCUGUACAGAGUGAGGAACCGAACCCGAUCCUUGGUGAUGAUUGGGACAUGGUGGCUCGUAAGUCCCAGGUGCCUGGUCUGUAUGAUGAAGUCAUACCGCAGGACACAGAGGCUGGGUGUUCCACAGAGCGGUCAUACUGCCAGUCAUCAACUUUGGCACAGUCCGAACAAGCAAUGCCUGAGGCACCAGCAGAUGCAGAGGAGGAAGAAGAUGCUUCCUGUAAUAACUCUGCAGUCCCGGCACCCAUGGUCCAACCGAGCACAUCAGAGCGAUUCUCACGUUUCGGGCGCAAUGUCAACGAGCGAUUAAUAUGUCAUUCCAACAGUGCUAUCAUAGAUGACAUGAAACACCCUUCCAGCACCCAAAAAAAGGUGUCAUUCCAGCUGCUUUUGCACCUGCUGCUGCAGGUGGUUGACAUCCCUAGAGACCCCCUAGCCAAGAAUAGCGCAAGAAGAAGACGGUCAUGUUAUGACAUUGAAUUAUUGGGAGCUUUUGCCAAAGCAAACAUGUUUGCUCAUGAUAUGUCGCUUGUGUUGCAGUGA